This is a messenger RNA of Aphidius gifuensis, 2851 nucleotides long. RefSeq names its product E3 ubiquitin-protein ligase RFWD3-like (gene Rfwd3). Gene Ontology annotation, biological process: interstrand cross-link repair; protein ubiquitination. Gene Ontology annotation, molecular function: protein binding; ubiquitin protein ligase activity. The transcript is spliced from 3 exons. Bases 237 to 2159 code for a protein of 640 amino acids. NCBI's taxonomy places the organism in Eukaryota, Metazoa, Arthropoda, Insecta, Hymenoptera, Braconidae. The record is from RefSeq and is a predicted model, not a curated record. Gene Ontology annotation, cellular component: nucleus.
CAAAAAAAGAGAGGAGAGAAAAAAUUACAUACCCAAUUUACGUUACAUUAAUUUAUUAAAAAACAAAAAACGGAUAAUAUUUUAAACAUUAUCAUCUAUUGUUUCUUAAUUAAAAGAACGAGUGAAAUUUCAUAAACAAAGAUAUAAGUAAUGUAAUAAAUAUAGUCAGGAUUGUCGGUAAUUGGAGGAACGAGUAUUUGUUGAUCAAAUUUAAUUACAGUUGAAUUAUAUAAAAUAUGGAACGUCCAGCACGUGCAGCUUCACCUGAAUAUCCAGAAGAAUUACCAAACGACAAUGAAGUAAUUGAAAUUGAUAAUUCUGAUGUUGACAAUAGUCAAGUUUCACCUCAUCUUCAAGAGUACAAUAUUAUAUCACGAAAUAUACAGGUUAUACAGGAUAUUAUUGAUCAGAAUGUAGAAUUAAUGAAUCAUCAUAAUGAAGAUGAAAGUGUUCAAAACGAAAAUCGACAAAAUGAAGAUGUAAAUCGUGGUAAUGUUUUACCAGAAGAAGAUAGUGAUAAUGAAACUAUUGAAGUUGUACGUCGUAAUGCUCGUCGUAUUCUUAGUGUAGAUAGUUCUGAUAGUCAAAUUGAUGCAAUAGAAGAACAAAAAGAAGAAAAAGAAGAAGAGUCAGCUCGUAAACGUCCUCGUCUUGAUGAUGAAAAAAUAUCAACAGAUAAAGAAGAUGAAUCAUGGUGUCAAAUAUGCAUGGAAGCAUGGACAAGUUCUGGUGUACAUAGAUUAUGUUGUCUUUCAUGUGGUCAUCUUUUUGGUCAAGAAUGUGUUGUACGUUGGUUAAAAGAAUGUACAGUAGCAACACGUCGUUGUCCAACAUGUAAUGUAAAAGCUGAUUUAAAAGAUGUACGUGUAUUAUAUGCCAACAAAUUAAUAGCCAUUGAUAAUUCAGAAGUAAAUCGUCUUAAAAUUGAUAAUGAAACAUUAAAUUCUAAAAAUAAAAUACUUGAAUUACAAUUAUCAACAUCAGAAUUAAGAAAUCGAGUAUUUAAUGAACAAGUACAAGGUUUAAUGCGUAAAAUAAAUGAAUUAGAAAAUCAAUUAAAAGAAAAUAUUGUAUUAAUGAAAGAAAAAUAUAAUGAUACAACAACAAUAACAGAUUUAUGUUAUCAAAAAAAUAAAAAAUUUCAUAUGGAAAAAUCAAUUGAAAUUGAUCCAUCAAAUGGCUGUAGAGUAUUUGAUUUUAAUAAAAAAACAGGACAUCUUGCAAUAUCACAAAAAACAUCAACAAGAUUUUCAAUGUUUGCUGGUUAUGGUAUUAAAUUAUUUGAUGUUAAUUUAAUGAAUUCAGUAACAUUUAUACCAGUACAUCAAGAUGCAAUACGUGAUUUAUCAUUUCAUUCAUCUCAUCAAUCACUUGUAUUGAGUGUUGGUUUUGAUAAAACAGCAAAAUUAGUUGAUGUUAAUACAAAAUCAGUUGUACAUAAUUUUCCAGUUGGUUUAAAAGCAUGGAGUUGUUGUUGGGCUGGUGAUGAUCCAAAUAAUUUUUUGGUUGGUUGUGAACAAGGUAAAAUUGUUUAUUUUGAUAUUAGACAAACAUCUGGUGCUGUUGAUACACUUAGUAAUACUGGUGUUAGAUCACCAGUAAUAUCACUUGCAUCAGUACCACCAACAUCAUCAUGUGGUAUUCCACGUGGUGGUUUUUUAGCAUGUACACUUAAUUCAUGUUAUGCAUAUGAACAAAAAAAUAAUAUAUAUACACCAAAACAAAUGUUUAAAAAUGGAUCAUAUUUUUGUGUUAAAUAUGAUGAAAAUUGUGCACAUGGAUUAAUUUCAUGUCGUGGUAAAAAUACAAAAGAUUCAACAUUUUCUGAUCAGCAAUCUAAACAUUCAAUUUUUUCAAUUGAAAGAGGACAAAAUGAUUCAGUUGAUUGUCAAAUUGUACAUACAUUUGAAGCUGGUGAUAAACAAACAAAUAUAACACGACCUUGUUUUAUAAAUGUUGAUGAUGAUACACUCAUUGCAGCAUAUCAAGAAUCAACAAAAUCUAUACCACUACGAUCAUUGUCAACUGGUAAAUUAAUUUACUCAAUACCUGCAAAUGAUCCUGUUAUUGAUAUUUGCUCAUUCAAAGCUAACAAUAAACUUUGUUUGGCUACAUUAACCAGUUCACAUCUUCGACUUUAUCAUUAUUCUAAUUAUUAAAAAAUUUAUUUCUUUCUCAGUAUUAUUUAUUUUUUAUUUUGUAGCUUUUUCUUAGAUACAUGUAUUGUCACAAUUUCGUUUCAUGACUUGAUAAAUAAAAAUUACUCUCUGCUUGUCUCAAUUGAAAGAUUAUAAUAUUUUUAAUCUUUUUAAUUUAAUAAUUUCUUCUUUAAUUUUUGUAUGCUAUUAUUAUUUUUUUUUUUUCUUUUUAUUACAAGUUUCUUGUGGGUUUUUUGGCAAGCUAUGUCCAUGAUAAAAUAUUAAUAUAAAAUUUACAAAAUAAAGUUUAAUAUUUUAUAAAAAUUAAUGUAGUAAAAGUAUAUAUUUAAAAUAAUAAAAUGUUUGAUAUUAUAUCCAAGUUUAAGAAAAGUUAUUUGAUAUACCUGGAAGAGUAUAAUAAAAAUGAAAAAUAAUUUUUUUUCAACAUUGGACAUCGUACUGACGCAUCUUGCUAUUAAUUUUUAUUGAGUUUUUAUAUAUUUUUUCUUCAAGUUUAAAAGAUCAAGAAGAAUAAAAAAAUAACAAUGAUACAAAUUAUAACAAAAAAAAAAAACAUGUUUAUCAUAAAAACAAAUAAAAAAUUAAUGUAAUAACCAAGAAGUAUUCCUGUGGAAAUUAUUAGUGUCAAUUUUUUUGUAACAGUGAUUUAAAAAAAAAAAAGAAUUAUUUCUAAUAAAUAUUAUUAAACAAAC